Molecule: messenger RNA, 4180 nt
Organism: Oreochromis aureus
Lineage: Eukaryota; Metazoa; Chordata; Actinopteri; Cichliformes; Cichlidae
Product: zinc finger protein Eos
Exons: 8
Coding region: 1168-2907 (579 amino acids)
Biological process (GO): regulation of transcription by RNA polymerase II
Molecular function (GO): DNA-binding transcription factor activity; RNA polymerase II cis-regulatory region sequence-specific DNA binding
Source: RefSeq, a predicted model, not a curated record
UAAUUUAGCCAUUUGAACACAUCUAAAACCUGCAGGACACCGGCACUCGAGGUCUGGAGUUGCCUACCCCUGUAGACGUAUCCACUAUACUACCACAAAAUGCUUACAUGUAGCAUUCCUAUGGGGUUAUGCUUUGUUUCAGCUAUAAACAUUUUAUGAGUAUAUACAAAUUUUAUGGAGGCAUGUAAAUGAAUUUAUAAUUAGAAUUUAUCUAAGUAAUGAUGCGAUACAAAUUUUCACAGUGACAAAAAAACUGAUAUUUCUCUGUAAAACACAUGCACAUAUUAUAGUACAGUUUCUGAAUCAGAACUGUAGAUUAUUUAAUUAUGGACAUACAGAAAGAGAAACGUUUGUAAGUGCUAUUUCAAAAGAACACAGUUUUAAAGGAAGUACUGUACAAAGUCUUAAAUCUUAAAGUUACUAACAAUUACUUAAAAUUACAUGUAUAUUUCUUUACACACCAGAAUUGUUAGUUUUUUUAUUUUCUAAUGAGGUUUUUUUUUUUUUUUUUUUUUACAUUCGGUUUAGUUUUCAGUUAGUGGAUUUGUUCAUUUCAGUUUGGUUUUUAUUAUUUGCAAACGUUUAGUUUAUUUUUAGUUUCAUUUUUAGUUUCUGUGACAAAUACUGAUAUUUCUCUGCAAAACACAUGUACCUAUUACUAUACCGAUACUGAGUCAAAACUGUAGUUGAUUUAUUUGUGGACCUUUAGAAAGAGUUUUGUUUUUUAAAACAACACAUUUUUAAAGGAAACACUUUACACUCUCCUUUUUAAUAUAGACGCCGACACUUGUAUAAACAGUCAACAAAAAGUCACUAGGCCACAAAUAUAGAUGAACAACAAAUUAUGGCGCUUCAUUGGUCACACAAUGAGGUUUCAUAAUUUAAACUAAUUUAAAUAAUAUAAUAAGAGGUUUAAUCUUGUUGCAGAUUGAGUUUCUUAAACUCUGGACGUUAUGAUUGACCUGCUAAACUAUAAGUUUGGAGCACACAUCACUUGGCACUCCACCAGGGUAUCCCCGGCUAAGUUUAUUUUCACCGGUCACCUUUCAUCUAGAAACGUGUGGAUACAACUGUACAGCAACAAUGGUUGACUUGAAGGUGCUUUAGUAGUUAAUGUAGCAGAGAAAAAAAGAGCCCUGAGAAACAAAGUAUUCAGUCUGAACUAGUAUGGAUGUUGAUGACUGCAAUGGACGGUCUUACAUAUCAGCAGGUAGUGGAGACUCUUCAUUGGAAAGAGAGUUUUCUGGAGCUCUUGGAGGUCCAACAGUGAGCACUCCAAACAGCAAGGAAAACUCUCCUAGUCGCUCCCUCAGUGCCAACUCCAUUAAAGUGGAGCUGUAUAGUGAUGAAGAUCCAGGUCGCAGUACUGAAGAUGAGCGAGGAGAACGGGUAGAGGAAGGAGGUCCAGAGCAAGGUUCUGAGGCUGUCACAAGCUAUAGAGAGCUCACCAAUUCUGAAACCAUGCCAAGUGGAGCCACCAGACUGCCAAAUGGAAAGCUCAAGUGUGACAUCUGUGGAAUGAUCUGCAUUGGGCCUAAUGUGCUUAUGGUGCACAAACGCAGCCACACAGGUGAGCGACCAUUUCAGUGUAAUCAGUGUGGCGCGUCCUUCACUCAAAAGGGAAACCUACUCCGCCACAUCAAGCUGCACUCAGGGGAGAAGCCCUUUAAAUGUCCCUUCUGCAGCUAUGCCUGUCGAAGACGGGAUGCACUUACUGGCCAUCUUCGCACUCAUGCAGUGUCUUCUCCAACUGUUGGGAAGCCAUAUAAGUGCAGCUAUUGUGGCCGUAGUUACAAGCAGCAAAGCACUCUGGAGGAGCACCGUGAGCGCUGUCAUAGCUACUUACAGAGUCUGGAUUCACAGCAGCCGACCAGUGCACCAAAUUCAGGAGAGGAAAUGAGAGAGCUAGAGUUUAUACCAGAUCCUCUACUGCAGCCAUCCUCAGACAAGAUGGCAUUUAUCGAUCGGCUCGCCAACAGCAUCACCAAACGCAAGAGAUCCACGCCACAAAAAUUUGUAGGUCAGAAGCACAUACGCCUCAACCUUGCAGAUACACCUUACGAGCUCACUGCUAGUUUGGAUAAAGAUGGAGACAUGCACCCAGUGGACCUUGAUGCCCCGCACUUUACUGGUCUGGGAGGAGAAUAUGUAGGUGUUGCAGGUACUGGAAGAGGAGGGGUAUCAGACACGCUCAGACCCUUACACCUUCCCACCAGUCACUCUUCAUGUUUAUCAGAACUCAGGCCGAUUCACAGCUCCAGUCAUGCUCCUGUUCCCCUUGGGCCAAGGUUAGAUUGCACAGGGGCAGGAGCUGGCCUGGGAGCUGUGGGUGUUGGGAGCAGGGAGGCAGCAGAGGGUCACGAAGACCUGCCUCCGGGUCGAAAUCACGCCCCUUCUCCUAGCAAUGGCUGCCAGGAUUCUACAGACACAGAAAGCAUGGCAGAUGAGCCUUGCAACAGCUGUGCUCCGACUCCGACUUUGCACAGUAACAACGGCCAUCACCUCCUCCACUCUAACAACCAUAACCCAGCACCUCCACCCAUCACACACCACAGGAGUCGGGGCCGACACAGCCCCAGUCAUGCCAAAGACCAGGAGGUGAAAAGAGAGGAUGGAGGCCAUUCUGCUCUCCCUCCUCCUACACAUGCUCCAACACCGAGCUCACCUACGGCACCCUCUUCUACCUCCAGGGAGACUUUUCGGGUUGUAGACGGGGAGGGGCGAGCUGUGCGUUCUUUCCGCUGCGAGCACUGCCGUGUGCUUUUCCUGGACCAUGUUAUGUUUACAAUCCACAUGGGCUGCCAUGGUUUUCGGCAGCCUUUUGAGUGCAACAUCUGUGGCCAUCGCAGCCAGGAUCGCUAUGAAUUUUCUUCGCACAUUGUCCGUGGAGAGCACAUCUUUGACUGAGGAUAAAAGGACAGCCUGCUGCCCUUAGAGGGUUUUUUGUUGUUGUUGUUGUUGUUGUUGUUUUUUAACACUGAAAAUGGGAUCUGGUUGAGUUUGGUCUGCACAAGAGUGAAAGGCAUCUGUGAUGGUGUGAAACUGAUGUUCCUAACGACACCAACACAGUUAGCAUUAGUGGAAAGCUCAUGUAUAUGUUUAAAGAAUUAGAGUAGUGCUCAUUAUUGCUUUCAGUCCACUUUUAACAACAAAUCUAUAUUAAAUUAUUAAAGUAGAUGAAGAGCCAACACUUUUUCAUCCACAGAUGUGCCUUGCUCCAAAAUUCAGAAUUUCAGCUCUGCUGCACACAUUAUUGUAGACAAAUCUGACUUUUGUUGCUGAAACCUUUGACCCCUUGGGCACUUUAGCAGAGAUGAAAGAAAAUGCUAAAUAUAAAGUUUGUAGGCUUGCAGUCCCUACAGAAUUUUUUGACACCUUCUAAAAAGCACUUUUUCCAAUUAAAUGAUUCUCAAACAGACUUUAGGUUCGGCCAGGUUUUUUCCUAGCCCGAGGUUGAUUCUGUACAAGUUUUUAUAAUGCAAAGUAAAGUGCAGACCAAACUUAAAAACCAAGUCCAAGUCAUCUAGACUUUAAUGUUUGAUGGGUUGUCAUUGGAAUAGAAAUGCACUUUGGUUUCAGUGGGAAUGGAGUGUGUGUGUGUGUGUGUGUGUGUGUGUGUGGAAAGCUGUGAGAUUGUGUGUUUGUUUUUGAAAGUAAAUUCAACACGUAAAAUGGAAAAUGAAGGCCUUUAUUUCUGUGAGUGAAUGCUGUGUUGAAGUGUGUGAAUUGUUUUCCUUUUCUAUGAUUGCUUUUGUUGCACUGAUACCUGCCAGAAUACAAUGAUUAUAUUAAACUAUUUUAUAGAUACAUUAAAGACCUGCACAUUUCUCUGAAAAUGUGAGAAAAAACAGGUGGAAUGUUUUUCUCACUAGGAACGGGAUUCGAGCAUCACUGCCACAACUUGAGAGAUUACUGAAGGAGGUUAAGUUGUUUGUUUUCUCCCAGUACAAAAACUCCCUCAUACUGCAAACCAACAAUAAUAAUCAACAAAUCUGCUUAUGCUGUAUUUAAACAUGAUUUUGGUGUUGCGUCAUUGUCCUGUGCCUUUCUACAUGUUUCUGACCAGACUGAAGGAUGUGAGAUAUAAAAUCAUUUCUGGCUUGUAGUUUGACUGUAGCUUUUUAAUCUGUCUAACAGAAGUCUGGCUCCCCCCACCACCCCCGACAGUUUUAUCAGCAAA